AUGCUUCGCUUGGUUGGUCCACACCCCACUCCAGCGGAGCUCCUAGCAGCAAUCUCCAGGGCGCGUGCCAGCAGGGCAGCGAGGGCCAGCAGUGCAGCCCAGGACAGCCGCCACGUGGCAGAGCUGAUCUCCAAGGUGCUGUCGUCAGCAGACGCUGUGAGCCUGGUGUUCCUCGCCAUGCCGGAAGGACUUUCCAAAGGCAACCUGCUGGGAAUCGACUCGGCGACUGUGAAGUUGUUCUACGAUGGAGUGGCGAAUCUGGGUGACGAGGUGGCAGCAGCAGUGGUGCGAACGAGCGACCGGCUGCUCACAGAGCUCGCCCAAGCCAUGCCCUCCGCUCCCUCCUCCACUCUCUCUGCACUCAUUUCAGCGCCCACUCAAGUUUCAACCCUCUCCUUUCCCCCCUCACCACAGGGUGACGAGGUGGUAGCAGCAGUGGUGCGAGCCAGUGACCGGCUGCUGACAGAGCUCGCCCAAGCCAUGCCCUCUGCGCCUUCCUCUACUCUCGGCCACCACCUCCCCACCCACCCGCGACCCUCCCGUCCUCCUGCCCUUGUCUCUCUCCCUGCACCUGCCACUGCUACCACCGCUGCGACUUCUGCCACGGCUGGGAGUGAGAGGGAUGAUGUCACAACCACCACUGCUGCCACCACUGCUGCAACCGCUGCCACCACCGCCACCACUGCCACCACUGCCACCACCGCCACCACUGCCAUGGACGUUGAUUCGCAACCUGCACUGCCGUCAACUGCCGCUGCUCCGUCGUCCGAAAGCCCGGCCAGUGAAGCCCCCACGGGUGCAGCAGCUGAUGUGGACACAGGAGCAGCAGGAGCGGUGGAGGCAGGUGCAGCAGCAGCAGCAGCAGCAGCAGCAGCAGCAGAGGCAGCAGCGGCGGCGGCAGGAGCAACGGCAGGGGCGUCGGGCAGUGCGAAGAGGAAGGUGGACUCGCUGGCAGCGGCUGCAGCGGAAGAGGCUGCAGGGCGAGACUCGGAUGAGCCGUCGCCAGCUGUCAUGCGCUCGCUGCUCUUCCUGCUCGACAGCCCUUUCCUAAUGGAGCCCGAGAACCAUCCGCUGUACCGCCGCCUGUGCAAGCUGCUGCUGGACCUGCCGCCACUGCCCCGCCAGCAGCUCAUCUGCACCCUCGCCAGCUACGAGCGAGCGCACCUACAGCAGAUGGUGGAGACGGCACAGCAUGUGAUCACCAUCCAGCUCUACGAGGCCCACCGCCUCGUUGACACUGUCAAGUUCGCCACUCGUGUGCUCGGGAUAUUCUUCGCGGCGAACGAGAGGGGCCAUCAGCUGCCACACUCGGCGUUCUACAACGAUGCCCUCAACAGUGACGAGUUUGUGGACCUGGAGCAGGACUACAGCAAGUGGAAACACAGAGACAGGUAUCUGGACCCCUUCACCCUGUGCGAGCACCCAUACAUCCUCGAGGCAGCCAGCAAGGCAGCAGUGCUGCAGGUGGAGUCGCGGGUGGAGAUGUCCCACCGCUUCCACGAUGCACUGCUGGGCAUGGCGCUCAGAGGGAUGACAGGCGCGCACGUGGGCAACCCCUUUUGUGUGCUCAUUGUUCGCCGUGAUCACAUUGUUGAAGACGCCAUCCUGCAGGUGCAACAACAUGCAGGGGACUUGAAAAAACCGCUCAAGGUAAAGUUUGUGGGCGAGGAGGGGGUGGACGAGGGCGGUGUGCAAAAGGAGUUCUUCCAGCUCAUCAUGCGCGACAUUGUUGACGCUAAGUUUGGCAUGUUCACGUACAACGAAACAACCCGCUCCUUCUGGUUCAGCGCAUCACCCAUCGACAUGCCACUCGAGUUUGAGCUCGUCGGCACCGUGCUGGGACUCGCCAUCUACAACGCCCACAUCCUCGAUAUAAGCUUCCCCCUUGUGGUCUACAAGAAGCUCCUGGGGAAGAAGACCUGCCUGGACGAUCUAGCCGGAGUGGACCCGGACCUGCAUCGAGGGCUCAAGGGGCUGCUGGCAUUCCAGGGCAACGUUGAGGAGGUGUACUCAUGGUGCUUCGAGGCGUCAUACACGGACGUGUUUGGCUCGCCCACCACGGUGCCGCUCAAGGAUGGUGGCGAGAGCCUUCCUGUCACCAACAGCAACCGGGAGGAGUUUGUGGAGCUGCUGGUGGACUUCCAUCUGAACAAGCUAGUGGAGCGCCAGUUCGGCCCGUUCUCGCACGGCUUCCUGCGCCUGUGCGGGGGGCGGGUGCUGAAAAUGUUCCAACCGGACGAGCUCGAGUUGCUCAUUUGUGGCUCCCCUGUGUUCGACUUUGAUGAGCUGGAGAGGAACGCGCGGUAUGAGGAUGGGUACACCAAGGAGUCGCCUGUCAUCAAGAACUUCUGGAAGGUGGUGCAUGGAUUGCAGGACGCGGAGAAGAGGAGUCUGCUGGCGUUUGUGACGGGGUGCGACAGGGCGCCCAUCAAGGGCCUCGCCUCGCUGCCCUUCGUCAUCUCCCGAGCCGGUCCUGACUCGGACCGGCUACCAACAGCGCACACAUGCUUCAACCACCUGCUGCUGCCUGAAUACUCCAACCUCGAGAAGCUGCAAACGCGGCUACUGACGGCCAUCAACAACUCACAAGGGUUCGGGCUCAUGUAG
Messenger RNA from Closterium sp. NIES-65, 2607 nucleotides. Lineage: Eukaryota; Viridiplantae; Streptophyta; Zygnematophyceae; Desmidiales; Closteriaceae. The record is from the annotation of a GenBank genome assembly.